GUCUUACAAUCCCCUGUUCCACGCUUCUUUCAUAAUAAAUUUAAAAAAAUAUCCCCUAUAUUUAUACCCACUUCAAACUAAUAGUUUCUUCAAUUUUUAUUCAAAAUCUUUCUUCUCUAGAUUUUCUGCAGUGUUUAUCUUCUUUGGAUUUUCAGAUAAUUCCUUAAUCUGUAGCAGGUCCAUCCCCGUUGUUUUCUCAUCUAUCAAAAAAUGCAUGGUCUUAAGAAGUCUCCUUUACAUUGGAAUGCUAGAAAAAAAUCUCCAGAUCCUGUGGUCCAUGGUAAUUCUGGGUCAAAUCCCUUUGAUUCUGACGAUGAGUCUGACAAGAAGCAAACUGUAAAACCAUCAAGGAGAACGUCAUCAGAUCCUUCUGUAGCUACCCCAAAUUUGAGUACGAACCCUUUUGAUGAUGAUGAAAUUAAAGAGGCUCCUUCAAGUGCUUACUCAACUUCAACAGCAAGAAAUAAAUACAAGAACGAUUUCCAAGAGUCUGGAGGAUUUGAGAACCAAACUGUAGAGGAGUUGGAAAACUAUGCCGUGUACAGGGCAGAAGAGACUACAAAGUCUGUUAACAGCUGCCUGAAGAUUGCAGAAGACAUGCGCGAGGAUGCAACAAAAACUUUGAUCACUUUACAUCAACAGGGAGAACAAAUUACAAGAACGCAUAUGACUGCAGCAGAUAUUGACCAUGAUCUUAGCAGGGGUGAAAAACUCUUGGGGAGUCUUGGCGGCAUAUUUUCUAGGACUUGGAAGCCAAAGACAAAUCGCCCAAUUACAGGGCCCGUUAUCACAAGAGUAUCAGAUGAUCCAAUUCAAAGAAGGGGCAACCACUUGGAGCAGAGGGAGAAAUUAGGAUUGAGCUCUGCACCUAAGGCAAGGUCAAGUUCACGGACACCACCCCCAGAGCCUACAAAUUCACUGCAGAAAGUUGAGGUUGAGAAAGCAAAGCAAGAUGAUGGCCUAUCUGAUCUCAGCAAUCUGUUGGGGGAGCUCAAGAAUAUGGCUGUGGACAUGGGAUCUGAAAUUGAGAGGCAGAACAAGGGAUUGGAUCAUGUUGAAGAUGAUGUUGAUGAGCUUGGUUUCAGAGUUAAAGGGGCCAACCAGCGGAUUCGCCGCUUGCUUCGGAAGUAAAUUAGAGAGGUCUGUUUGACCUGUUAAUGAGCUUUCGGAUGAUAACUUGCUUCAGUUUUUUAUCAUUUCAACGCUUCUGAGUUCUUCAGAGAUCCCCUUUCCGUUAUUUUUUGUUAUUUUUAGUUUUAUGUUACUUUGUAUUUUACUUUUACACAAUUCUAUGACAGUAAGCCAAGUUAGUUAAUUGUCUGAUGUUCGGAAGGCUGGUCGACAAAUUGCUGUUGUAACCAUUGUAGAGAAAUAAUGUUAAACACAAAAAGGUACUGCCUGAUAAUAUGGUUGAAUGUACUUUAUGCUCAA
Molecule: messenger RNA, 1431 nt
Organism: Lycium barbarum (goji berry)
Lineage: Eukaryota; Viridiplantae; Streptophyta; Magnoliopsida; Solanales; Solanaceae
Product: SNAP25 homologous protein SNAP33-like
Exons: 6
Coding region: 211-1131 (306 amino acids)
Cellular component (GO): plasma membrane; SNARE complex
Molecular function (GO): SNAP receptor activity
Source: RefSeq, a predicted model, not a curated record